Messenger RNA from Phyllostomus hastatus (greater spear-nosed bat), 936 nucleotides. RefSeq names its product olfactory receptor 1G1-like. Gene Ontology annotation, molecular function: olfactory receptor activity; G protein-coupled receptor activity. Gene Ontology annotation, cellular component: membrane. Gene Ontology annotation, biological process: G protein-coupled receptor signaling pathway. NCBI's taxonomy places the organism in Eukaryota, Metazoa, Chordata, Mammalia, Chiroptera, Phyllostomidae. The record is from RefSeq and is a predicted model, not a curated record. The transcript has a single exon. The coding region runs from base 1 to 936 and encodes 311 amino acids.
AUGAAACCAGGAAACCACACAUUCAGUGUCUCCGAAUUCCUCCUUCUGGGCCUGUCUGAGCAGCAGGGACAGCAGCCUCUCCUCUUUGGCAUCUUCCUGAGUAUGUACCUGGUCACCCUGGUGGGGAAUGUUGUCAUCAUCCUGGCCAUUGGAUCUGAUCCGCACCUUUACACCCCCAUGUACUUUUUCCUGGCCAACUUCUCCCUCACAGACCUGUGUUUAUCAUCUACCACGGUCCCUAGGAUGCUGGCGAACAUCCUGGCCCACAGGCACACCAUCACCUAUGCUGCAUGCCUCUCUCAGAUCUACUUCUUCCUAUGGUUCAUUGGUUUAGAUGUUUUCCUCCUGGCGGUGAUGGCAUAUGACCGGCUUGUGGCUAUCUGCCACCCGCUUCGCUACGCUCUGGUCAUGAGUCCCAGAUGCUGUAUCCUGCUGGUGAUCACAUCCCUAAUCCUCUCUCAUUCAUACUCUCUAACCCACACCAUUCUCCUGGCUCAACUAUCCUUCUGCGCAGACAACAUCAUCCCUCACUUCUUUUGUGACCUUCUUCCCCUGUUGCAACUCUCCUGUUCCAAUACUUAUGUCAACCAAUGUGUGCUGAUAUACUGGGGAGGGGCAUUAACCAUCCUGAUCCCCUUGCUAAUCAUAAUUUCUUAUAUCCGCAUUGUGGCUGCUAUUGUGAGAAUCCCAUCAGCAAGUGGGAAGUGGAAGGCCUUCUCCACUUGCGGCUCCCACCUCUCAGCAGUGUGCUUGUUCUAUGUGUCUGCCAUUGGGGUGUACUUCAUUCCCUCCACUGAUGAUUCUGCCAGCAAGGACAGGAUUGCAGCUGUGAUGUAUGCUGUGGUGACUCCCCUGCUGAACCCAUUCAUCUACAGCCUGAGAAAUAAAGACAUGAAGAGUGCCCUGGGGAGACUUCUAAGCCGAAGGGCACUGUGA